Messenger RNA from Adelges cooleyi (spruce gall adelgid), 2944 nucleotides. Its product is annotated as cilia- and flagella-associated protein 57-like. The transcript is spliced from 15 exons. NCBI's taxonomy places the organism in Eukaryota, Metazoa, Arthropoda, Insecta, Hemiptera, Adelgidae. The coding region runs from base 1 to 2859 and encodes 952 amino acids. The record is from RefSeq and is a predicted model, not a curated record. Gene Ontology annotation, molecular function: protein binding.
AUGUCUCCAAACAUUAUACCGUCUUUGGAACCGAAAUUUAUUUUUGGACUUACAACUGGACUGAAAGGAAAUUGUGUGUUUUUAAACGAUGAUGAAAUAUUGUACCCUGUAUCUGGUGUUCUCGUUAUUCAUAACAUUACUUCUCAUACUCAGAGAUACAUACAUUUGAUUGAUUCUCAGAAAACCAUUACAGCCAUGACACUUAGUUUCAGCAAAAAUGUUUUAGCCGUUGCAAAAAAAAAUGAAAAACUAACGAUUAGCUUGUAUGAUUUGAAAGCAAUGAAUUGUUUACGAACACUUUCAGUACCAACUGACUUAAAAGCUAAUAGUUUCAUUUGUUUACAAUUUUCCUACGAUGAUUCGUACUUGGCAGCACUUACAGGUGGACCUGAUUACAUGAUGUACUAUUACAAUUGGGAGAAUUCCAAAAUCGAAAGCUACGUUAAGGCCACUAACCCCCCUAAUGUUAUGGGGCCCGUAACGGAUAUGGCACUGAAUCCAAAUGAUAAUACAAUUGCAUGUUUUGUGGGCAAAGGUUUAUUUCGAUUAAUGACCAUUACAGAUUCAGUGUGGCGGCAGUACGGUUUCCAAAAAGCUGAUAAUUUGGAUUUUACAUCAGUAUGUUGGUUGAAUGGUGACAGAAUUUUAGCAGGUACCGUUGACGGGCGAAUAAUAUUAGUAGAAAAUGGCGAUCUCAUUGCUGUAUAUAACGCUAAAACAACACUUAUUUUUGAUCCUAAAAUCAAAGUCAAAGCCCCUUUAGACGUUAUGCCACUCCCAAAGAAAAAUGGCCAAUCGACAGAUAUAAGAUGUUGCGUGCCUUUUAAGAAGGGUCUAGUAUUCGUUGUAGGCGAUUCUAGAGUAUACUAUUAUAAAAUAGAAUCUGACCAGAGAUUUUCAAAACAAAAUGAAUUUGAAAAACAAAACGAUAAAAACUUAAGAGAGUUAGACGACGAUCGACCAAUGCAUUAUAUCGAGAUGCUGUCUUUAAAUCCUGCCAAUGACAAAAUUGUGUGCGUCACUAGAAGAUCUCAAAUGUUUUGGGCACCUCUGGUUGAAUCACGGGACAUCUCAUUGCCAUCGACUUAUAAAUUUAAACCUCUAGGCGAGGAUCUACAUCACGGUGGCAUAGCGGACCUGUCUACUUGUAAAUGGAAACCAAUAUUUAUGACUUGUGGAAAAAUCGAUCAUACCAUAAGAGUAUGGAACUAUUUGAACUGUUCUUUAAUAUUGUCUCAACACUACCAAGAAGACAUAUUUAGUAUAUCAUUGCACCCUACCGGUUUAUAUUCAAUAGCAGCUUUUACGGGUAAAGUAGAGUUUCAGUUGGUGCACAUGGACGGACUUAAAAGAUGGAGAGAAUUUGUCGUUACUAGCUGUAAUUUGACGGAGUUUAGUACCUCUGGACACAUGUUUGCUUUGGCCAAUCAGUUCGACGUUGACGUUUAUUGUUCAGUUACGUUCGAAAAACGAUUUACAUAUAAAGGACAUUCGAAUACAAUCUCUGCGAUUGCUUGGACUGUGAAUGAUAUGAAACUACUGACAUGUGGCAAAGAUGGUGCUAUUUAUGAAUUCAAUACAAGAUCUGGAGAACGAGAUAUGGAUAUUGUACACCCGGAUACAAAAUACAUGGACUUGGCCAUAUCUAAAGACACAAAUAGAAUUUUUCCAGCUUCUCAAGAUGGAAGAUUUAAAGAAAUAAACAACCAAUCGAUAACUCGAGAUAUUGAUUUAAGUAAGGGUUCAUUGGACGCGCUGGUGUUAUCCAAAUCAGAUUUAAUGUUGUUCGUAGCUGGAAAAAAUGGCGUUGUAUUAUCCUUAAUGUUACCCAUUAUGGCUGAAAUAAAUUACAAACAAUUCAAUAUCCACAAUAAAAAUAUUACAGCGAUGAAGCUCACAAUUGAUGACUCAAUUUUAAUUACUUGUUCUGAGGAUGGUAGUAUUUGUAUAUGGAAAGUAAAACAUGCUGAGGGCAAAAUGACCGUACUGAAUGACCAAUUUACAUAUUCUGAUGACAUUCUGGUGAAUGCAUUAGAUUUUAAGGUUAAAAUAGAAACAAUAGAAGAGGUCAAAAUGCGAGUUAAAGAAUUGGAAAGAGAAAGCGAGUAUCAAAUGUCUGAACUUAUUAAGUCCAAUGCUAAACAGUUACAUGAACUUAACUAUAUUCAUUCUCAGCGCAUUGUGGAAUUAGAAAACAAAAACACGGAUUUGGCUAAAAAACACAUGGCUGACAAAAGUCGAUUGGAAAUGGAGCUAAACCUUUUACGGGAUUCGCAUACUUUAAACUUAGAACAGCUAGAAGCCAAUUAUAAUGUUAAACUUUUACUUGAAUACGAAAAAUAUGAUGCGCUGAAAAAGCAAAUAUUUGAUAAUAAUUUAGAAUUGGAAAAAGGUUUAAAAGAAUUAGAAACUAAAAAAUAUAUGAAAAUUAAAGAAAUCGAAAAUCAAUUUAACACUAAAAUCAAAGAAAAACAAGAAGCUUUUUUAAAAAUGGAAGCAAAGUUCAUUGAGGAUAAACAAAUUAUGUCUUUAUCUAUGCAACAGAUGAAAGAAGAGACGGAAAAAGCAGUUUUGGAAAGAAAAAACUAUUUUAUAGCAAAACUUAAAGAGUUAAAAAAGAUUAAUUUAAGCUUACGGAGUGAGCUAGGUUCUUAUAAAAUGAAAGCUAAAGCGGCGUCUAAAGAAGCUGAUGAUUUAAGUGGUUUGAUUGGCAAGUAUGAAGAUGAUGUAGGAAAAUUAAAGUCCAUGGCUAAAACACAAGAAAAUACUAUACUAGAACUUAACAAACAGAUACAGAACCGUGAUAGCAUUAUUGAACAAAGGGAAGCUUCGAUAUACGAGGAAAAGGACACACAAUAGAGCCUUUAUACAUAGAUGUACAAGAAAAGGGAAAAACAAUUGAGGAUAUUGAGAAAGAACUGAAAAACGUUAGUACUAAUACAAG